GUUAUUUUGUAGAGAAUUCUGUUAAAAAGUUAAACAAAACAUUUGAAGCAAAUUAAAAUCAGAAACCAACCAGAAACACAGAGAACGACGAGAGUGGAAGCAAAAUAUAGAUAUAUAUAUAUAUAUAGAAAGAGAAGCAAAAUAGGAAAUCUAGACAGAGAGAAUAGACGGGGAUGACGAUGGACAGAGAGAAGGAGAGAGAGAUUGAGCUCGAGAGUGCAAUGUACACUAACUGUUUGUUAUUAGGGCUCGAUCCGUCGAUCAUCGGUGUAGGAGCCAACAACGGUACCCCUCGGGUCGGACUCUUCCGCCAUUCAAACCCUAAAUUGGGCGAACAGCUUCUGUACUUCAUCUUAUCUUCUCUAAGAGGGCCAAUUCAAUCCGCAAAAGAUUUCGAUAAGGUUUGGCCAAUUUUUGAUUCUGCGCAAUCACGUGACUUUCGGAAGGUGGUUCAAGGUAUUAUAAGUGAGCUCGAAUCACAGGGGGCGCUACCAAGGAGCAAUUCAAGGGUUUCUUCGCUUGCCACAUGUUGUGGACCAAGAUUUGUUGAACUGUUGUGGCAACUUUCUUUGCAUGCUUUGCGAGAAGUUCAUAGACGAAUGUUUGUAGCUGAUGUGGCUUCUAACCCGCUGCCUGCUUCAUUGACAGAUGUAGCUUUCUCACAUGCUGCUACACUACUUCCUGUAACAAAGGCUAGAAUAGCACUUGAACGGAGGAAGUUUUUGAAAAAUGCGGAGACUGCAGUCAAUAGACAGGCUAUUUGGUCAAGUUUGGCUCAUGAAAUGACUGCAGAGUUUCGCGGUCUUUGUGCUGAAGAGGCUUAUUUGCAGCAAGAGUUGGAAAAGUUACACGACUUGAGGAACAAAGUGAAGUUGGAAGGGGACCUGUGGGAUGAAUUUGUAUCUAGCUCAAAUCAGAAUUCUCAUUUAGUUCAACGAGCAACUCGCUUGUGGGACUCUUUAUUAGCUCGUAGAAGUCAGCAUGAAGUUCUUGCUUCAGGGCCUAUUGAGGACCUGAUAGCUCAUCGGGAGCAUAGGUACCGCAUCUCUGGAUCAUCUUUGCUUGCAGCUAUGGAUCAAAGUUCUCAGUCCCGUUAUACAGAUAUAUUACCUGUCCAAUCUGGCAAUCUAGCUUCAGUGCAUUUAGAUGACAAAGGACAGAUCGAUGGAUCAUUUGUUAAUGUAAAUAGAGAAAAGAAUAAGAAUUAUUUAGAGUUUUCUUCUCUACAAGUCAAUGAUGAAAUCACCCGAGUGGAUUAUAGAAGUGGAAGAGUUCACCCCACUGUUGAUAUAGCAGAAAUCCUCAGGCGUUGGACACAUGCAUUGCAACGUAUUCAUAAACAUUCACUUCAUCUGGCAAAAGCCAAUGAUGGAGAGGGUCCAGACCUUCUACGAAGUGCACAGGAAGGUGGUACAAGUGGCCAUGCUGAGUCAUUAGAAGCCACUCUUGCCGAACAUCAGCAACACCUAGCUAGCAUACAGGUUCUCAUCAAUCAACUGAAAGAAGUUGCACCAGCAAUACAAAAUUCAAUAUCGGAGCUUACAGAGGAAGCAAACAGCUUUUCGUCCAAUCUUCCUCCAAUUAACAAUCAUGAUGGCAGAUUGAUCUCACCUAUCCAAGCACAGAGCAGUGGGAGGACUUUGGAAAGUAGCACUGAUGAGGUUGCAGAUGUAACUUCGAGAAUGUCUAAUGUUCAGCUUGAGAAAAUUUCAGCCAGUCCUCCUGCCUUAAAACUCCCUCCUUUAUUUAGUUUGACACCAAAUUCUUCUGGGAAAGGUGGGAGCAUGCAAAAGCGACACAUGUUAACUCAGGCCAACCAAAUAGAAAAUAUGUUAGAGAGAGAGUCGCUGGACCAGCCCAUGUCAAACAACCACAUGGAUAAUCCACAAGAAAAUGACAAUUCUUAUGUCCAGAACUUAAAGAGAUCUGUUAGAGAAGCGGCUCUGUCAAUGCAAUCCUGCAACUUGGAAUCAUCUGAAGACAGUCACUCUGAUGACAGCUCUGAUCACUUCUUUGUUCCACUUUCUGCAAAUGGGUUUUCUCGUCUUGGGCCAGAAAAGAAACUGGCAGCAAGGAGUAAACGGUUGUUCGUUUCUCGAGUGGACCCUUCCUUGCCUGACAAUCGUGCUGCAGGUGGUCAUGUUGGGAGCAAGUAUGAUGAAGUAUCAAACGUCUUAAAUGAUUUGGGUUCACGUCAUGACUAUGAUCAAGUAAAUGGUUCUCUCUCAGCUUUUGGUUCAGAUAGUGCAGUUUCUGAUGCACACAGUUCAUUUUAUGACACGGAGGAAGCUCGGGAUCAAGUUUUCUCACCUCCCUUGCUGACGGAUACUUCACUCUUGGCAGAUUCUUACGAGGACUUGCUUGCACCAUUGUCGGAAACUGAAACUGCCUUGAUGGACCAUUGAAAUCAUAGUCUUGGCUAUUUUAGCUCGUGUUCUCCAGGAGAUGAUGAUUCAGUGGCUGUAACAAUUCUGUUUUCAUUCUUCAACUGGGAUUUACUUAUGCCAAGUUAUUGUUUUGCACGGCCUGGUGCUCGUACAGUUCCCAUAUUCCUUCUCCCUGCCUUGUAUACUUUCGCAAUUUUCUCUACCGCACGUUUGGGAUCGAACUUUCUUGCGUGGAUGGUAGAAUGAAUGUAUGGCACGUUGCUAUACAUGCUUGAAAGAUGCCCUGAAAAUGAAGCAGUCGCCAUAUGAAAACUCCAUCCUGGGUCUUAGAGGUGACAAGCCACUUCCCCUUGAUACCAUGCCUGGUCUGCUCAGAUACAUUCCCGGUAUUUUCUUCCAUGAAUGAGAAAGAAACAGGAGGAAGUAAAAGUGCUUGCAGAUCUUUCACUUCCAAUUUAUUACUGGCAGGCAAUGAGCUUCAAUCGUUGAAGUAAGCUCUGUUAUUUAACUGCCAAAAUUCAUCGUUGAUUGACUAAUUAAAAUGUAUUUGAUUGAUGUAUCACAUGUGUUUUUUUAUCAUGUCUAUUGCAGUUAAUAUGAAAAGGGAGACUGAUAAUCUUGGUUAUUGA
Cornus florida is the source of this 3016-nucleotide messenger RNA. RefSeq names its product AUGMIN subunit 6-like. Gene Ontology annotation, biological process: spindle assembly. The transcript is spliced from 13 exons. NCBI's taxonomy places the organism in Eukaryota, Viridiplantae, Streptophyta, Magnoliopsida, Cornales, Cornaceae. The record is from RefSeq and is a predicted model, not a curated record. Gene Ontology annotation, cellular component: mitotic spindle microtubule; HAUS complex. Gene Ontology annotation, molecular function: microtubule binding. Bases 174 to 2405 code for a protein of 743 amino acids.